Messenger RNA from Suncus etruscus (white-toothed pygmy shrew), 2516 nucleotides. RefSeq names its product phosphatase and actin regulator 2 (gene PHACTR2). Gene Ontology annotation, molecular function: actin binding. Bases 47 to 1978 code for a protein of 643 amino acids. The transcript has 13 exons. Gene Ontology annotation, biological process: actin cytoskeleton organization. NCBI's taxonomy places the organism in Eukaryota, Metazoa, Chordata, Mammalia, Eulipotyphla, Soricidae. The record is from RefSeq and is a predicted model, not a curated record.
GUCGCGGGGCGGCCGCGUGAUCGAGCGCCCGGCCCGGCGCGGAGCCAUGGGCCAGACGUCGGUGUCCGCGCUGUCCCCGCAGCCCGGCAGCGUUGAUGGACUGGACAAAGCUUCUAUAGCCAACUCCGAUGGCCCUGCAGCGGGAUCCCAAACACCACCCUUCAAGAGAAAGGGGAAACUGUCUUCCAUUGGUAAAAUCUUUAAGCCUUGGAAAUGGAGGAAAAAGAAGACCAGUGACAAAUUCAGAGAAACUUCUGCAGUCCUAGAAAGGAAGAUUUCUACCAGACAAAGUAGAGAAGAGCUGAUCAGAAGGGGAGUUCUUAAAGAAUUGCCUGAUCCAGAUGGAGAUGUAACAGUUAACUUUGAAAAUUCAAACGGGCACAUGAUCCCCAUCGGCGAGGAAGCUACCCGGGAGGAAACUAUAGUAAAAUCUGAAGAAGGUAAUGGCUCUGUAGCUGAAAAGGCACCACUUCUGGAGGAAAAGGCAGAAGAUAAGCAAGAGAAAACUGAAAACCACUCUGCAAAACCAACAGUUCCUGUUUCACCUUCUCCAGCUCACCAUAAAUCUAGAGCCAAAGCUAAGCCCAAAAAAACACCUGAGCCUCCAAAAGGGGCUUCAGCUGGGGCCGGCCCCAAGGGUGAUGAAGUGCCUCCUAGUAAAAAAUAUGCCAAGUCUCCUGGUAAGCAGGCCCCCGCCCCUCCACCCAAGCAAAGCAGCCGAAACACGACCCGAGAGACUGCUGGCUCCUCUCACUUAAAAAAAACAACUGGUUCCAAAACUUCUACUUCAUCAUCUGCCUCCAACGUCUCUCGUUCCAAAGCUUCAAAGGAGACAGUAUCCAGUAAAACGGGGGCUGUGGGAGCCACAAAGGGCAAGAAAAAAACUGGCCGGCAUCCCACGUCACGGCCACCCCCUGAUGCUACCACUUCAGGCUCAUCUGACAUUAAAGGAGAGUUUUUGGAAACCAGAGGGGAGAGUCAGAAGGCUGGUCAGACUGUCUAUGGGACCAAGGAUCAGGCCACAGGCAAAUCCAAGUCUGCUAUCCCACUGCCCCCUGUGACUCCACCUCCUCCCCCACCUGCUCCUGCUCUGCUUCCAGAGGAGCAGGGCUCAGUGACCUCCAACAAGCCUUUUGUUCUGGUCAGCAAUGGAGUGGACCCCCCCUUCCCUAUCUUCGACCUCACUCAGCUGCUCGAGCCGGAAGAGCCAACUGAAGGAACCACCACGCAUCCAGGCACGGGUUUAAAUGUUAGCAAAGCAAACCUCAAAUGUGUCGCCACCAAAGAUGAGCAGGGAAAGGCAGCGAUACAGUUACUGACACCUGGACUGGUCGGAAAAUGUUCCGAGUUCUCCAGUGCCUCAGAGGACGAUGGCCAAAAGGAAUAUCAGACCAACGACUCAGACUCUGAUGGGCCUAUUCUGUACACUGAUGACGACGAUGAAGAUGAUGAUGAGGAUGGCAGUGGAGAAAGUGCUCUGGCGAGUAAAAUACGACGAAGGGAUACUCUCGCAAUCAAACUUGGCAACAGACCAUCUAAGAAGGAGUUGGAGGACAAAAACAUCUUGCAGAGCACUUCUGAGGAAGAGAGGCAAGAAAUUCGACAACAGAUUGGAACGAAGUUGGUCAGGAGACUUAGUCAGAGGCCCACUACCGAAGAAUUAGAGCAAAGAAAUAUCUUAAAACAGAAGAAUGAAGAAGAAGAACAAGAAGCAAAAAUGGAACUUAAACGUAGACUCAGCAGAAAGCUGAGCCUGAGGCCCACAGUGGCAGAACUCCAAGCCCGAAGGAUCCUGCGGUUUAACGAGUACGUCGAAGUGACUGAUUCUCCCGACUAUGAUCGCCGAGCAGACAAGCCCUGGGCCAGGCUCACACCUGCAGACAAGGCAGCCAUAAGGAAAGAACUGAAUGAAUUUAAAAGCACAGAAAUGGAAGUUCAUGAAGAGAGUCGACAGUUUACAAGAUUUCAUCGUCCGUAGUGAGGUGGAAGAGACUCUUUGGAGCCAUAAGACUGGUCAUCUUGGGGGGGAAGCCUCACUUCCUGAAAACCUGAUGUUGCACUGGGAUUUAAAUGUGUGUUUCCAUUUAACUUGUGGUGAAGGAAGUGUUUGGAAUAUGUUCCCCACCUGUACAGCCCAAAUGAGGCCACAAGCAAAGGGGAGGCUGUAGUGGUCCUUGCUGCCCAAUUUGUGUACUGAUGGUAAGAGACACCACAAUGACACUGAUUAUUCUUCCUCGGAAGUUUUAAUCAGAGAAGACACAUCACUGCAGGAGAUGGUCGCUGGCUUCCUGUUACCAGAAAGCUGCAUUUUCAAGUGUGGGUAAAGAAAACCAGGGAAUAGAAUAUGCUGCACAACAGAAAGGGAAUGUGUUUGAAAAUCAGAAAGAAUAAGAGACGUUUCAUUAUGUUAAUGAGGGAGAGAAGAAAUUGAACCAUACAUGUAUUUUUUGAAGUGGGUAUUUGGUAAUGGAGAACUUAGUAAGAGAUUUGGGAACAUCAUCAACCUAUGAGGAUUU